GGUGGAUAGCGCAUGGGACGCUUCACAACGUGCCUUCAGUGCAGCUGCGUGUACGCGCUGCGUGCGUGCAUCGACCUCGCGUUCCCGGUCCAGCAGCGGCAGUGGAGGUGUCUGCCAUGCACGCUACCACCCGUGUACGCGGCUGCCCACGCCCUCUUUGUGCGCGAACACCGAGCGAUCGCAGACGUCGCGACGCACUUCGAGCUUGAUCGCGCCAAGCUCCUCUUGCUCGUGCGCUGGCACCGCGCCCACGCCCAGAGCACGAGCACCCUCUCGACUCGUGCGCGCGCCGUCGGCGCCGCCAUGGCAUCUGAAUCGCCCUUGUACACAAAAGAGAUGCUUCAAGCGGCAGUUCGGUACGCGGCGUUGCAUGGCGUCGGCUGCCGCCAAGCCGCACGCGCCAUCGAGCGCGUGCACCAGCUGCCCCUCAACUCGAUUCCGCACGGAACCGUACAUCAGCACAUGCAGUCGCCGUCACUGCGGUAUCGCAAUCCGGGUGCCCACCGAAAGUUGUCGCGCUUUGAAGAAGAGCUCGUGGCGCAGCACUUGAUUCAAAAGCAGGAAACGCGGCGCUUGACAAAGCACGAGGCUGCCGAAGAAAUGAUGACGCUGCUCUGUCGACGUGGUCGAGCCAACCCGUUCGAAGCGUGUGCGCAAGCACGACCCAGCCAAGGGUUCUGGCGCGGCUUCUUGCAGCGCCAUCCGGAGAUCCAACUGCAAACCCGAUCAUCCCCAUGCAACAGGAUACUCGAUGCGACCACGUGAGCGCGCCACGUCAUAAUCUAAAUUAAAUUAUUCAACUGGCAGAUCGUGGCAAUCAAAAAUCACCA
Saprolegnia diclina VS20 is the source of this 830-nucleotide messenger RNA. RefSeq lists its product as hypothetical. The record is from RefSeq and is a predicted model, not a curated record. NCBI's taxonomy places the organism in Eukaryota, Oomycota, Saprolegniomycetes, Saprolegniales, Saprolegniaceae. The coding region runs from base 13 to 765 and encodes 250 amino acids. The transcript has a single exon.